GUUACGUCAGUGAUGUAUGAAUCGCAAGGCUGGAGGAUGGGUUACAAAUCUCAUGCACAGACGUUGGUUCCUUACAAAUCUGCAUGUUUCGAGAAUUACCUUAACGGUUUCUUUAUAAAGAUUUUUCUUCUUAUCUGAUCGAUUUGCAAGUAUAUAUAGACUAGAUCGAAGCGUCAUUGAUAGUCGGCAUUAUCAUCAAACUCAUACAAUUCGAACCUCUACACAGCAUCUUCACAGCUUCAACUUCAUACUUCACAAUGGCUCAAUCUAUUCCCAAGACUGUCAAGCAAUGGACCAUCCCCUCCCGUGAUGGAAAGGACUUCAGCGGUCUGAAGUUCAGCGAGGAGUCUGUUCCCGAGCUCGGCGACGGCCAAGUCCUCGUCAAGAUCCAGGGUGCUUCCCUCAACUACCGCGAUCUCAUCCUCCCUCUCGGAAAGUACCCUUUCCCCGCCAAGGACGGCGUCGUCCCCGGCUCCGAUGGCGCCGGCACUGUCCUCGCCGUCGGCAAGAACGUCACCCGCUUCCGUCCCGGCGACAAGGUCGUCACUCUCUUCAACCAGGGCCACAUUGGCGGAUCUCUCGACCAGCUCAGCAUCCAGACCGGUCUCGGUGGUGUAACUGACGGAACCUUCCGCACCGUCGGUGCCUUCGAUGAGCACGGCCUUGUCCCCAUGCCCUCUAACCUCGACUUCCACGAGGCUGCUACUCUCACCUGCGCUGGUCUCACUGCCUGGAACGGUUUGUACGGUCUUGAGGGCAAGAAGCUCCUCCCCGGCCAGUGGGUUCUCACUCAGGGUACUGGUGGUGUUAGUAUCUUUGCUGUUCAGUUCGCCAAGGCUGCUGGUGCAAAGGUGAUCGCUACUACCAGCUCUGCUGAGAAGGCUAAGCUUCUUGAGAAGCUUGGUGCUGACCACAUCAUCAACUACCGCGAGACUCCUGAGUGGGGAGCCAAGGCCAAGGAACUCACCGGCGGUGCUGGUGUCGACCACAUCAUCGAGGUUGCUGGUCCUACAUCCAUGAAGCAGUCCCUCAACGCUAUCAAGAUCGACGGUGUCAUCUCGAUUAUUGGCUUCGUUGGUGGCACUGAUAAGAGCGACCCUGGUUUCCUCGACUGCCUUUCCAACCUCUGCACCACCCGAGGUCUCCUUGUUGGAAGCCGUGCCCAGAUGGAGGAUAUGUGCCGUGCUGUUGAGGCCAACCCUGAUAAGCUUCGACCUGUCGUUGACCCCAAGAUCUUCUCUCUGGAGCAGCUCCGUGAGGCUUAUGAGUACCAGUGGUCUGGCAAGCACCAGGGCAAGGUCUGCGUCAAGAUUGACUAAGCAAUGAGUUAUGAUAAUAUAUUGCCGGGCGACAUGAGUCUUUGGCUUUAACGUAUAAUACAUAGAAUUAAUAGAUACCACAUUUUCAGCAUGACCAA
This is a messenger RNA of Fusarium oxysporum Fo47, 1417 nucleotides long. Its product is annotated as zinc-dependent alcohol dehydrogenase family protein. The transcript has 2 exons. Gene Ontology annotation, molecular function: oxidoreductase activity. The coding region runs from base 258 to 1319 and encodes 353 amino acids. The record is from RefSeq and is a predicted model, not a curated record. NCBI's taxonomy places the organism in Eukaryota, Fungi, Ascomycota, Sordariomycetes, Hypocreales, Nectriaceae.